Penicillium cinerascens is the source of this 270-nucleotide messenger RNA. RefSeq lists its product as uncharacterized. The record is from RefSeq and is a predicted model, not a curated record. The transcript has a single exon. Lineage: Eukaryota; Fungi; Ascomycota; Eurotiomycetes; Eurotiales; Aspergillaceae. Bases 1 to 270 code for a protein of 89 amino acids.
AUGCCCGUCGGCAACGACCCUUCGGACCAAGGCGCAACAGGCGCCGCCAAAUGGGUCACUUCUACACUCGGCAACACCGUCGGCGGCGUCACGCGUACAGUGGGCGGCGUGGCGGGCACCGCUUCCCGCGGGAUUGGCGAUACUAUCAACAGCGCGACGGAGAGUGCGGGGAAGCCUGUUGGUGAUGCGUUGAGCUCGGGUGGCACUGGGCUUGAGGGUGGGGCGAAGAGUGUUGCGAAGGGCGUUGAGAAUGCGGGACAGUGGAAAUAG